Messenger RNA from Rhinolophus ferrumequinum (greater horseshoe bat), 3357 nucleotides. RefSeq names its product TSPY like 4 (gene TSPYL4). Gene Ontology annotation, molecular function: histone binding; chromatin binding. The transcript has a single exon. Gene Ontology annotation, biological process: nucleosome assembly. The record is from RefSeq and is a predicted model, not a curated record. The coding region runs from base 91 to 1335 and encodes 414 amino acids. NCBI's taxonomy places the organism in Eukaryota, Metazoa, Chordata, Mammalia, Chiroptera, Rhinolophidae. Gene Ontology annotation, cellular component: chromatin; nucleus.
AGGAAAAGAAGGGUGGUGCGAGGGGCGGAGCACGGCUUCUACAGAGGACAAGGAUCGCUCUCUCAUCCUGCAGGUCUGACUUCUACCAAAAUGAGCGGCAAGGAUGGGGACCACACCGUUCCUGUCGCUAAAACCUGCGGCCUUGCUGCUCCUGAGCAUGCUCCAGGACAUCCGGACCUGAACCAGCGUCAGAGCGAGGAAACCGAGGCGACACAGGUGAUGGCGGACACAGGUGAGGGCAGUUUGGAGACUGCCGCGGAGGGAGGCGCAUCUCGGGCCCACUGGGGCUGUGGCCCUGUGCUCCGCAUUCGAGUUGCUGCGAGUCGCAGCCGUGCAACGGCUACAAUGGGCCAGAAAGAGGCUCCGCCACCCACGGAGGGCCUGGACGCAGCCUCUGCCUCCGCCUCGGUGGCUACAGACAAUAGUCCGGAAAAUGGCUGUCAGCCUAGAGAGCCGAGCGGCUCUGCUGGAGAGAAAGCUCUAGAAGCCUGUGGCGCAGGGCAUUUAGGGUCUCUGAUGCUGCUGUCUGGGGCAAAGGCCAAGGAAUUGACGUCAAAAAAGUGCGCCAUCUCAGCGACAGCAGAAAAGGAGGGAGUAGCAGAAGUGGGGGUGGAAGAAAAGGUGAUUCAGAAGGAGAAAAAGGCGGUAGGAGGAAUGAAAGAGGAGACACGCGCCAGGGGCCCGAAGAUCAAUAACUGCAUGGACUCGCUAGAGGCCAUCGAUCAGGAGCUGUCAAACGUCAAUGCCCAGGCCGACAGGGCCUUCCUUCAACUGGAGCGCAAGUUUGGCCGGAUGCGAAGGCUCCAUAUGCAGCGCAGAAGUUUCAUUAUCCAGAAUAUCCCAGGUUUCUGGGUCACUGCUUUUCGGAACCAUCCCCAGCUGUCACCUAUGAUCAGUGGCCAAGAUGAAGACAUGAUGAGGUACAUGAUCAACUUGGAAGUUGAGGAGCUUAAACACCCUAGAGCAGGCUGCAAAUUCAGGUUCAUCUUUCAGAGCAACCCCUACUUCCGAAAUGAGGGGCUCGUCAAGGAAUAUGAGCGCAGAUCCUCUGGCCGGGUGGUGUCUCUUUCCACUCCAAUCCGCUGGCACCGGGGCCAAGACCCCCAGGCCCAUAUCCACAGGAACCGGGAAGGGAACACCAUCCCCAGUUUCUUCAACUGGUUCUCAGACCACAGCCUCCUUGAAUUCGACAGGAUUGCUGAGAUUAUCAAAGCAGAACUGUGGCCCAACCCCCUACAGUAUUACCUGAUGGGUGAAGGGCCCCGCAGAGGAAUUCGAGACCCAGCAAGGCAGCCAGUGGAGAGCCCCAGGUCCUUCAGGUUCCAGUCUGGCUAACUCCUGAUCUGUGAGAAGCUCCUGCACAAGUCUCCUUACCACCUCCUCUUGGAUUCUGUGCUUAGCCAACAGCAUGCAAUUUUCCAUCUGCUUUCUCUUCACACUGGAUUGUUUUGUUCUUUGGUUCUUCUAAAUCUUCAAUCAGUGUCAAGAUUGUUGCUUACAUGCCUAUGCUCCUUUUCCUCUGGGCUUUGGUGCUGUUCUGCAAAGUGUUCCGUGUUCCAAGUGCAUGGUCUCCCACUGCUUCUCUGCCAAGCACAUGCCAUAGAUAUGCACUGACUUCCUUUGCAUGCCUUGGGCGUUCUCUGUGACUAUGGUCUUUUCCCAGUUUUUUGAGUGUUUACCACAAGGAAGCUUAAUAUAUAUCUUUGCAAAUAACUACCUGGGCUUCAUAACGAUGCUGGCUCUGUUCCUCAUACCCUGUACUCUAUGGUGAGCUCUCUGAGUGUCACCACUGUAAGAUGAAGCUGAUACAGAUGAUGCCAGCCAUCAACCCAAACUGGACAUUCCAAGCUAUCACUAACUGGUUCCCAGCUGCUUUCCUGAGCCUGUGCCAUCCAGCCUGCUGGUUAUUUGACAGAAUAAGCAGGUGGCUGAUGGGUGGCUACUAGGCAUGAAUGAGGUAACAGAUGUGUUCUGUUAUCAUGUUGAUCUCCUUAAUGCCCUUGGUCACUCUACAUCGUGACCAGGUACUGGUGAGUAUGAAAGCCUGUGCUGUGGCCCACCCAAACCUAUUCUCAGCUUUUUGGAUGAGCUUUGCACAGUCACCAUGGCCUCCCUCCUCAGGAACUAUCGUUGGACUUAAGCCCCCAGGCAGCGCACAGGAACUACUCCCUUCCCAAAUGAUUACCGAGAAACCCAAUUGACUGUUGGGAUGGUUGGGCAGUCACUUGUGACAGUGCCUAAAGCAAGGCUGGAAUGGGGGUCCCUUCCAACAGUUAGCCUUUCUGAGUCCUAGACAAUAAACCACCCAGGAGCACCGAGGAAGAUGUAUUUUUGGUCUGUCUUCCUCUCCCUCCUUCCCCAGUCUCCUUGCCUUUGUUUCCCCCUCCCUCCUCCCCCUGCCCUGCUUCCUUCCUCUCAUAAGCAGUUACUGCUCAGAAACAGACAAAAGGUGGGACAGCAGUGCUGUCAGGGCUGUCUCAUGGAGGGGUUUGGUGGUAGUGAUGACAUCCACCCUUCUUUCUCCUUUAGUUUUGAAGGCAUUGCCGUAAGUUCCCCGAGGGCUUGGGAGGUCUAGAUACAAAGCAGUGGGGAGGGUACUCUAGCUGGAGAAACUGAAAGCGCAAAUGCAAAAAUGAGCCUGCUGUGGAGAGUGUUUGGAAAGGCAGUCAGGGAAGAUGAUCCCUGCAGGGUCAGGGGUGAGAGGGGAGGCCCCAGUGCUCUUCCCAGUAAAGGCAAGAGAAUCAAAGUAGUUAAUGUUUAAAGAGGAUGCUUGGAGGAGAGAUUUCCUUCAAUUUUUCCUAUAUCCUUGAAUUCACCAGAUUUUUAUACACAAAAAUCCAAGUCUAGAUGUUUUCUCUUAUUCUAGGAAUGACCUUGUAUGUGGAAAAUUAAUGGUAUAUGCUCCUUAUUUCACUGUGAAUAAAGUCCUAUUAAUUCCUUCAUUUUUGCUUGCUGGCAAAAUUGACAUUUACAGGCUUGCUUUUUGCUUGUAAUUGAGAAUGUGUUCAAAAAUAUCAAACUUGUUUCCUGUGCAGUAUGAAGACUUUAAUAAUGUAUCAGCUUGUUCUGGUCUCUUCAUAUGUAGCUCUAUUCUUAGAAAUAUGAUUUAAAUAAUGUGAUCUUUGAAGAGUCUGAAAUUUUGCAAAUUGUCGCUGUCUUGUGAAAGUAAUCCCAAGAAGAAAAACAUAACUCUGUCUUACUUGAUAUUUCUUGCCUUAGUAGUAAUGUGGUACUUGGUAUUUAUGUUCCUAACCUGUGUAAGUACUUUAGAAUUGCUCUGUCAAACUAAACAAGAAUUGUUAGUACUUUUGUCCUCUAUGUGCUCGAAGAAAAAAUAAAAUCUGUCACUCUGCUGUA